AGCGGGCACCGGGCAGCGGGCAGCGGGCGGCGGCAGCGGGCGGCGGGCACCGGGCGGCGGCGGCGGCAUGGCGGAGAGCGAGGCCGAGACGCCCAGCACCCCGGGCGAGUUCGAGAGCAAGUACUUCGAGUUCCAUGGCGUGCGGCUGCCGCCCUUCUGCCGCGGGAAGAUGGAGGAGAUCGCCAACUUCCCGGUGCGGCCGAGCGACGUGUGGAUCGUCACCUACCCCAAGUCCGGCACCAGCUUGCUGCAGGAGGUGGUGUACCUGGUGAGCCAGGGCGCGGACCCCGACGAGAUCGGCCUGAUGAACAUCGACGAGCAGCUCCCGGUGCUGGAGUACCCGCAGCCCGGCCUGGACAUCAUCAAGGAGCUGACGUCACCCCGCCUCAUCAAAAGCCACCUCCCCUACCGCUUCCUGCCCUCUGACCUCCACAACGGCGACUCCAAGGUCAUAUACAUGGCUCGGAACCCCAAGGACCUGGUGGUGUCCUACUACCAGUUCCACCGCUCGCUGCGCACCAUGAGCUACCGGGGCACCUUCCAGGAGUUCUGCCGGCGCUUCAUGAACGACAAGCUGGGCUACGGCUCCUGGUUCGAGCACGUGCAGGAGUUCUGGGAGCACCGCACCGAUGCCAACGUGCUCUUCCUCAAGUACGAGGACAUGCACCGGGACCUGGUGACGAUGGUGGAGCAGCUGGCCAGGUUCCUGGGGGUGUCCUGUGACAAGGCCCAGCUGGAGUCGCUGAUCGAGCACUGCCACCAGCUGGUGGACCAGUGCUGCAACGCCGAGGCCCUGCCCGUGGGCCGGGGGCGCGUGGGGCUGUGGAAGGACAUUUUCACCGUGUCCAUGAACGAGAAGUUCGACCUGGUGUACAAGCAGAAGAUGGGGAAGUGCGACCUCACGUUUGACUUUUAUUUAUAAGCGCGGCCCCGGCCGCAACCCUGCAUGCUCGCCGUCCCCAGGCGCCACCUGCUACGGUCCCGUUUGCGCAUCCGCUCCUCGCUGGACAAGCCGGCCGCCGCGGGGCCAGGCUGGGAGGGGGGCCCGCAGGAGGGGGGGGCCGCCGCCCCGAGCGGCUGUCCCGCCUUCGGGUCUGAAGUCUGCCCGUGUCCGGUGCAAACACUGUCAGGAUGGCCGACCCGUUCCGACGGCCGCGCCGAGAACACAGCCUGUCACACACGCAGCCCGACGCCUGCCUUUCACAGCCGGCGCUCCUGUGUUCUAGCGCUUUCCGCCCGAAACCGGGACACAUCGGUACCAGCCAAACAGAAGGUCGUUUCCGGGGCCCGGGAGCGAGCCGCACCGGGCGGCGGGCAGAGCUGUUUAUUUUUGUAGUUUCCUCCUGCGGGCGGCCGCUCCGUUCUCACCCGGGUCUGAGGAAGGAGAGGGCUCCAUGAGGGGGGCCGUGAGGGGGGCCGAGGGGUCCCCCGUGGCGUGUGGUUCUGUCAGCGGGAAACCAGGCAGGGACUGCCCACAGGGCGUUCUCGGAGGGGAGGCCCCUGGGCCAGCGGGACGGGCCGAGGGACAGUCCACCGGACAACCACGCGGCUUUCUUUCGUCCCUGAAGCAGGAGCCCGCUGGGGCCGCCCCCUCAUGGGGGCUCCGGGGCUCCGGGCCCCGCGGGCGCUCAGCCCUGUCCCCGCACCUCAGUGUCUUUGGGUCUUUAUCCCUGUUCCUCCCCCUCCACCUGCCCCUCUCUGGCUGGAGGAGCGGAGACGGGGUGUCGGGGCCGGGAAGGGCCCUGAGGGUGUGGUCCGGGGCCGGACGAGCUGUCUGCCCUGCGCUCUGAGAGGUGUCACUGCUGGGCCCGCAGGCGCACGGGGUGCACGGGAUCCCAGGCCCCGGUCUGCGUGCGCAUCGUGAGGGCGGCUGCUGUCUGUGGAGUUUCUUUUCUAUUUUUCUAUUUCAGUACUGAUGGACAUGAGACCUCUGUGCUUGCUUGCAUCUUUAAUAAACACGUUCCAGG
Pipistrellus kuhlii (Kuhl's pipistrelle) is the source of this 1967-nucleotide messenger RNA. It is a transcript of the gene SULT4A1, whose product is annotated as sulfotransferase family 4A member 1. Lineage: Eukaryota; Metazoa; Chordata; Mammalia; Chiroptera; Vespertilionidae. The record is from RefSeq and is a predicted model, not a curated record. Gene Ontology annotation, biological process: sulfation. The transcript is spliced from 7 exons. The coding region runs from base 68 to 922 and encodes 284 amino acids. Gene Ontology annotation, molecular function: sulfotransferase activity. Gene Ontology annotation, cellular component: cytoplasm.